UUCUCGUAACCUGAGCCAUUUGUAUCACUCGCCUUAUUUUGCCAAAAGCCAAGCUCUCUAUAAAAACCAUAAAGACAACAGUUGAAAAGUAUCAGUUUACUCGAGACCUUCAAUCACAGCAGUUCCCCCCUUGAAACCUCCAGUAUGAAUAAGCUUAUCAUUCUAACUGUUUUGAUGGCAAUCGCUGCUGCUCUCCCUGUACCUCAGUCCAACUAUGCGACCACGCCUUACAAAGCCAACGAAUAUCCACCUCAGCCUUACAGUUUCUCGUGGUCAGUUCUGGACAAACCGUCGUUCCAAGAAUAUUCGCACACGCAGAGCAGUGAUGGUAAAGUAACCACCGGCAAUUAUCGUGUUUACCUUCCCGAUGGCCGCGUUCAGACCGUCACCUACACAGCUGACGAAAAUGGUUACAGAGCUGAUGUCAAGUACGAGACUUUCUCCAAAACUGGUGCGUGGAUUCCUAGUGCGAUAGGAUUCCGCGUUGCCAGCCGCACGUGAAUCGUUCGUUACAAUGUGUCAUUAGAUUUCUAGACUGACGUUCUAUUGUUUUUAUAUCGACAAAAAAAAAUAAUACUGGCUUCAUGUUAGAUCGCAUGUUUUUGUACAUUAAGAUGCGCCCGAUUACAUAAGGAUUCAUCCGUUUGUUAUUGCUUAUCUGCAUCGUUAUGUUAGAGACCCACUAUGAAUAUACUGUAAAUCAGGAAAAGAG
Molecule: messenger RNA, 712 nt
Organism: Daphnia carinata
Lineage: Eukaryota; Metazoa; Arthropoda; Branchiopoda; Diplostraca; Daphniidae
Product: pro-resilin-like
Exons: 3
Coding region: 145-501 (118 amino acids)
Cellular component (GO): extracellular matrix
Source: RefSeq, a predicted model, not a curated record